Molecule: messenger RNA, 1221 nt
Organism: Penicillium taxi
Lineage: Eukaryota; Fungi; Ascomycota; Eurotiomycetes; Eurotiales; Aspergillaceae
Product: NAD(P)-dependent alcohol dehydrogenase
Exons: 2
Coding region: 1-1221 (406 amino acids)
Biological process (GO): D-sorbitol catabolic process
Molecular function (GO): zinc ion binding; L-iditol 2-dehydrogenase (NAD+) activity
Source: RefSeq, a predicted model, not a curated record
AUGUCAGAAUCUGCCACAGCACUUGUCCUCCACGGCGCAAAGGACCUCCGUCUGGAGAAACGCGAUGUCACCCCUCCAACAGGUUCAGAAGUCCAAGUUGCAAUCCAAGCAACAGGAAUCUGCGGCUCAGACCUACACUACUACUCACACGGCCGAAAUGGCGACUUCGUUGUACGAGCACCAAUGUGCCUAGGCCACGAAUCAGCUGGCACAAUCACAGCCAUAGGACCAGAAGUAACAACGCUGAAAGUGGGCGAUCGCGUAGCCCUAGAAGUCGGACUGCCAUGUCGGAAAUGCGCCCUUUGCCAAACAGGUCGCUACAACAUCUGCUCUUCAAUGCAAUUCCGCAGCAGUGCAAAGGCCUUCCCUCAUUUGGACGGUACUCUCAUGGAGCGCACAAAUCACCCGGCUGGUAUGUGUCAUCUCUUGCCCACUCAUGUAUCAGACGCAGGAGGUGCGCUUGUCGAGCCUCUAGCCGUGUGUUUACAUGCUAUUCGGCGCUCACGCCCACCAACAAAGGAGCAGGUUGAACUUGCGCGCGCCACAGGAGAGGGCACUGCUGCGCUAGUCUUUGGCGCAGGUGCUAUCGGUCUGCUCCUCGCUUCGGCAUUGGCUGCAUCGGAAAAUUUCUCUACAAUUGUCGUUGCCGAUAUCGAUGCUGCGCGUCUGAAGAUCGCUGCCGGGCUCGGACUCGGGCUGAAAACUGCUCUUAUUCCGCGCAGUGACCCUGCAAAUCCACCUCCUGCCAAGGAUGCCCCUCAUGCGGAUCAGACCGCGUAUGCGCUACAGAGUGCCCAGCGUCUCGCUAGCACGCUAGUCAAGACUGCUACAGAGGGCGAUACUAGUCUGCUGGGAUUUAGUCGUGUGUACGACUGCACUGGUGUUCCGGCCUGUGUACAAGCGGGAAUUUAUGCUUCGGCGCCUGGUGGUGUGCUGGUUCAGAUCGGUAUGGGUAACCCUAUACAGACACUUCCUGUUGGUGCAGCUGCGCUGCGUGAGGUCGAUAUCAUUGGCGUGUUCCGGUAUGAUGGGUAUGCUUAUCCAGCUGCUAUUUCCUUGUUGGCUAGUGGGAAAUUGAAGACGACUGAAGAGAAGGUUGUUACUCAUCGGCUGACGCUGGAGGAGGGUGAGCGAGCUUUUACGCUCGCUGGAAAGGGCGUGGAUGAGAGCGGUAACCCGGUUGUCAAGGUUAUCAUCGAAGGGCCUCGGGCGAGUCUGUGA